UUUAAAGUAGCUAUUAUAACUCUUUGCUCAGCAAAGAGUCUAAGGUCUCAGGCCCAUUCUAAUCCCUCGUCUUGGAAAGGUUAUAAUGAAUAGGUCACCCUAUUAGGCAUAUGUCCACAUGUCCUCCCCCAAACUGGCUGAGAAUUAACCAGAAUGAUGAAAGUAAGAAAAGCAGUUUUAAGCAGAAAAGCAAAGACAAGGAUUUUCAUUUCCCUUGUAUAGAAAGACAAUCAAUAAUAGGUUGCUGUGUUGGCAGAGAGCUCUUGCCAAACCCUCAGAUGUCCGCUGUCUUGGGUCAGAGGUAACAGAGUUAGCAGCUGUGGGAUUACAUGGCUCUUUUGUAGUCCCACUUAUUUACCACCCUUACUAAAAUCUAACCAAUCUUUCCUCAGUGAAGCCUUUCCUGCAGCCCACCCCACCUCCCACCUCAGUCUCUUCAAGGGAAGUUUCUUUGAUACCUUAAUAGUCUUUUUUUCUUUCAGAAAUUCAACAUAGCAUGAUAAUCUCUGUAAGAGUAAAGAGAAACUAUGCCUCAAAGGGUAAAAGGGGUUACAAAUCCUACUACAGAUAAAGCAAAGAUCAUCUUUGUAGAAGCUAAAAUGGGUCACCUUCUUAACCCAUUUCCUUAUUAUUUAGGGAAAAUGGCUAGUCCACUUGUUGCACCCUAUUCUGCAAGCAAGUUUGCUCUGGAUGGGUUUUUCUCCUCUAUCAGGAUGGAACAUUCAGUGACCAAGGUCAAUGUCUCGAUCACUCUCUGUAUCCUCGGCCUCAUAAACACAGACACAGCCAUUAAGGCCGUUUCUGGGAUACUCAACAUCGAUGCAUCUCCGAAGGAAGAAUGUGCCCUGGAGAUCAUCAAAGGGGGAGCUCUGCGUCAAGAGGAAGUGUACUAUGGCAACUCAGUCUGGACAGAUCUCCUGCUGGGAAAUCCAGGGAGGAAGAUCCUGGAAUUCUUGUCCUUAAGAAGUUAUAGUUUGGACAAAUUUAUAAACAACUAAGCACUUCCUUAAGGUGGGGCAUGGUAAGGGAGCUUUGGGACUGUUCUUCCUGAUAUUUAUCUGAGCUCCAUCCCUGAAGGCAUCUCCAAGGAGAGACAAAUGGGUGUCCCCAGAGAGUUGUAAGUCACACAUCACAUCUCACAAUUUGAAGGAGUUCCUCUAACACUUGCACAGUGGAAACGUAAUUAUAAUGAAUGUCAUGAACCACUGCAACCUGCAGUUGUGAAAUUGAUAGUAACCAUAGGUAUAAUUAAAAGGUAGUUCUAUCAAAUUUACCUCAUAUAUAAUAUUAUGAGUAAUACAAUAUUAAUUAUAAUAAAGGUCAUAUCAAUGUUGUAAAUUCAUGGUUAGUAGCUCUAAGUUCAGUUCAUUCAGUAUGGUCCUUUAAAACCAUAACCUAUACGAGUGAAAAUUUUCAGUGUUCAUUUCGUAUUUUGUGGUCUGAACCUUUUCUCUGUUCUUGAGUUGAAGAAAUCACCCUACUCUUCAUUUAAUGGACAUCAUGUCCAUACCAUAUUGUAUAUUUCAGAUACUCUUUAUAUUAUUUUAUAUUGCUCCUCUGGGAAGGAGGAUACCUGGGUGGGUAUAAAUCACCAUGUACGUGGAAGUCCCUGGGAACUUGAGCCACAGAAUGGACACAUGUUUAUCGCCCUCAGACUGCAUCAGGUGUCUCCACUUUACGUGUGAACUCUCAACUGUGUGUUAGAAGCCUGGAGAGAAGGGAAUGGAGUUCCAUCCUGCCACUUACACAUUCCAUCAUUUAUUCAUUCAACAAACAUUUAUCAAACAGUUGCCAGGCAUCACCUGACUACAACCAAACAGGAAACAGAAAUCAGCUAUAUUAACAACUCAGCAAAGCCCUGUAUUGGUUAGGUCCCCAACAGGUUAGGCUUUAAUAAAAAGGGGGUUGUUUACAAAAGUGUGGACAAGGUCAUAGGGCAAUCACAAGGGAUAAGGAAGUAUCUUGGGGCUAGUCCCACCUUAGGGAUAAAAAGAACGAUUAUGAGAAUCCAGAGAUAGAAACUGUUUGGAGAGCAUCACAGAACAGGAACUAUGACAUUCAGUUAUGGGAUGCCACCAGCCCAGCUAGGACCAUGCAGGAGGGAUCUGGGGAAAUAAACACCCCAGCCUCACUCUCUUCCCUCCCUCCAACUUCUUGCUAAUAUUUUAUAUUAGCUAACCAGAGGGGCAGGGGAGCAGACUGAUAUAAACCACACACGUCAGCUUCCUCAUGGACAGAAGCAUAGGAAAGAAUGGAGAGUGUUCUGGAGGGACAGAUGGGAUAUAUCCAGCAUGAACUCAACAUCCCCAAAUGCAGGGCUUCCAUGGUAAGAGAUACUAGGACACGAGACAUGGGCUUGGAUGCACAAGGGAAAUUUCCUUUUCCCAUCACUUAAUCUAAGUGACCAGGCAGCAGAACAGACUGGAAUCCAUUGAGCCUGCUGACCACCCAGACAAGGAGCUAGAUCUGAGGGUGACUAUGACUGGGCUUUUCUUAGAAAGAGAUUCUUCCCAGCCUGCUCAGUGCAAGGGAGCAGGAAAGAUCUGACUGCACCUGUGUGCAAGAAAAUAGAUCCAAGAUGUGAAGUCAGAUUUCUGACCAUACAGCACAACACACAGGCACACCAGUGCAAAAUCAGAGAAGAUCACGAAGUGUCUGGGUGCAGGUGAUAAACUGUUGUGCUAGUCUGUGUGCAUGCAUCACAAAUGGGGCAAGAAGCCAGGUUUGCAACAGGAUGAGGGCAUGAGGCUGACCAGGAGGAAAGGAGGUAAAUGCUGAGAGAGGAGCAUGAUCAGAUGACAAAUUUACAGUCAGAGGCAGCUUCAAAUUAGUUUUGCCUUCAACCUGAACUUUUAGGGUUUUCUUUAGGCUUAAAGACACAUUAAGACUUCAGCCUAUGUUUAGUAUAAAUCAGCUGCUCCCUGAUUCUGUUCACUUACUGGGGAAAGCAAGAGAGGGUAUGUAACAAUUUUUAUGUAACUAAUAAACUAAACCUUUGGUCUUUC
This is a messenger RNA of Leptonychotes weddellii (Weddell seal), 3005 nucleotides long. The record is from RefSeq and is a predicted model, not a curated record. Lineage: Eukaryota; Metazoa; Chordata; Mammalia; Carnivora; Phocidae.